Striga asiatica is the source of this 303-nucleotide messenger RNA. The record is from the annotation of a GenBank genome assembly. Lineage: Eukaryota; Viridiplantae; Streptophyta; Magnoliopsida; Lamiales; Orobanchaceae.
AUGCACAAACUUCUUCAAACCCGUCUGCAAAUCCGUGGUCGGCCUGUAAUGAAGCUCCUUCUUCGCGUAGCUAAUAUUCGCAUAACAUCCCCAUUUGCCGGCAUUGGCAGCACGUUCCUCUUCGCCUUCACCUUCAGAAGCUUCUCGAGUAUGCUCACGAGCUUGGUAACCGGCACAGGCGAAGUAUUUCCGAGAUUGAAGACCCGUAAUUGGGCCGGGCCCAUUUUCUUUCCUCCGCUCCCGGUGCUCUUCCCGGCCGUGUCAAUCGAGCCCAAACAACCCUUCACGAUGUCGUCGAUGUAG